Lolium perenne is the source of this 927-nucleotide messenger RNA. The record is from RefSeq and is a predicted model, not a curated record. Lineage: Eukaryota; Viridiplantae; Streptophyta; Magnoliopsida; Poales; Poaceae.
AUCUAUCCUGUUUGGUGUGCUGUAAAACCUGAGACACGAGGUGGGGAAAUUUGGUGGGAAGCAAUUUGGAAGUCAUUGUCAUGAGUCAUGGCCUGAAUAUUUUUAUCCAAUAAUGCUAACAAGGAAUUUGGCACCAACUGUUUUAGCUGAGCAGCUGAGCUUAAUCUUAAGGCCAUAGCCAAUGAUCUGCUUUGCCACAGCUUCAUUGACCUAACAUCCCUAUUUAAAACUUCAUCCACCACUUCCCAACUAAUGGCCAUUGACAUGACAUGUACUCCAUGAUUAGUAGUAGUUCUAUGGUUUCACGUCUCCAUAUCAGCCAUGGCUGCCUUAAGGUUCUACCCAUCUACUGCAAUCGUCGUUCCAAGGAAGAAUUGCUCAAGGAUUCUGACAAGAUCUUCCAUGGAUAGCUGCUCAAGAUCCGAAUCCAAGCAAGCUUCCAGUUCUUCCAGCUUCACCUGCAAGGUGAACAACGUUUAUGAAGAAAAAAGCAUGGGCAUCCUCUGUUACACUGAUGAGAAGGGUGAAUUUGUGUGUGAGGGUUUGGACGAAGGCCCAAGACUCACCUGGCAAGAUAUGCAGAAUUUGACCAAAGAGAGUGUCUUGCUGUUCUGGCCAGAAGAUUAAAGAAGACAGAAGAUUGGCGGGAGAGGACGCUGCAGAUCGCGGGCGGGAUCGACUGGAGCAAUCUCCAGACUGCUGCUAGCAUUGUGAAGAAGUGAAAAUGGCUUAAACGCGUAGAUUAAUUUCGUGGUGAUCUUUCAAGUCUUUGUAGAAGCAUGGUGUGUCGAUUGUAUGCGUAAAUCUCCUAUCCAUGGAUGCUGCUUGCUAUGUAAUACCUUGUCCAAAAAUAAAUGUCUUAACUUUUUCUAGAUACGGAUGUAUCUAUAACAAAGAUGCAUCAUUUUUAUAAAAACUUAUUUUUGA